UAUGUGUAUGGUUCUGUCUUUCAGACCCCAUCUGCUGUUCAGAAGAUAAAAGAGCUUCUGAAAGAUAAACCUGAGCAUGUGGGUGUGAAAGUGGGUGUUCGUACAAGGGGAUGCAAUGGACUUUCUUACACAUUAGAGUAUACAAAAUCAAAAGGAGACUCUGAUGAAGAAGUAGUUCAAGAUGGGGUUAGAGUGUUUAUUGAGAAGAAGGCACAGCUGACACUUCUAGGAACUGAAAUGGACUAUAUAGAAGAUAAGCUGUCCAGUGAAUUUGUUUUCAAUAAUCCAAACAUCAAAGGAACAUGUGGCUGUGGAGAAAGCUUUAACAUCUGAAAUCUCAGGACUACUUCUUUGACUUUGAACUGCCCAAAACACAUACUAUUACAACAUUCAGAAGCAGAUGUGUUUCCUUCAGGUUCGUAGCCUGUGUAAAGUGGGGAUACUCUUAAGAAAAAUAAAUAAUUUUGAAAAUGUAAGUUGUGUGGUAAAUUCCACCACUGAUGUAGUUAUCCUGUAAUUUGUGAUGAGUUGGGAUCUAAAAGGUAAGAACAGUAAGUGCUGCAAGUAACAUCUCUGUACUUCCACUUGGCCAAGGAAAUAAAAUCUCACUGUUCUUUUCCUUUGUCAUUUUCUUUAUCCAUCUUACUCAUACUUGCCCAUCCAAAACCAUUUGAAAGAAUACACUGUGUUCUGCUUUGAUUCGAAGAAAACAAACAAACAAAUGAACAAAAAAACCCAACCAUUUGUGUGUGUGUUUAUAGAAAUGUAUAUAUACAGGCACACAGUCCUUGCUUGCUUUAUAGUUUUCUGAUGCUUUCAUCCUUUUACAAGUGCGUUUCUGAUGGUUUAUUUGCCCUUAAAUCCAGGGAAAUAGAAGUGUUGUUCAUGUAUUAAUAUAGUGGUUACACUGCUUGUAGAAAUGCUUUGAAGAGGGCUAGCCUAAAUUUAGGUUUUUUCCUUUCCUUGUUGAAGGCACAGUCUCUGCUGUACUUGGUCAUUUUCAAAUCAAGAAAUAUUUAGGCACUGGAGGACUAAAUCGCGAUACAUGUGGGCCUUGUUUUUCACCCUUCUGUUGUUUGUCAUUCCUCAAUUAAAUUGCAAAGUUGGUAAAACAGCCUCCACAUUCUGAUUCUCCAUGUUCACAAGAUGUGCUCUGUGUGUGCACCAAAAGCUAUAAAUGCUUUUUUUGAGAGACAAAUUUUAGAUUUCUCAUUACUUUUUUUUUUUCUUUUGUAGUCAUGCCUGCUACUAAUUUUGUUACAGUCUGAACUCUUCUUUGUAACUCUCUAGGUAUAGGAUUCUUUCACCAAAGCUUAUGGUAACUUCUGUUUAACUCCUGUCUUGAGGUUAACUUGGUAACAGGAGAAAAUGUGUUUUUAAUUUUAAAAAAAUUAGUAGUUCAUAAUAGUUUUAAUCUAGACAGUAAUUAAAAUAUACAAGAGGCCAUUUUUUUCUUUGGAAUUUAAAUGUACUUAAUCAGAAUUUGGUUUUAUUAAACAAGUGUUUUUCGAGCUUA
Molecule: messenger RNA, 1516 nt
Organism: Manacus vitellinus (golden-collared manakin)
Lineage: Eukaryota; Metazoa; Chordata; Aves; Passeriformes; Pipridae
Gene: ISCA1
Product: iron-sulfur cluster assembly 1
Exons: 3
Biological process (GO): iron-sulfur cluster assembly
Cellular component (GO): mitochondrion; cytoplasm
Molecular function (GO): 2 iron, 2 sulfur cluster binding
Source: RefSeq, a predicted model, not a curated record